AUGGUUAAUUUUUCUUCAAAAAACAGUUCAAAAGAAAUGGGAAAUUGAUGAAAUGGCUGGCUUGGCUGAAUGGCUGGCUUGGCUGAGAAUCUCUUAAAAAUCAGUUUAUUAACCUUUUUUGUUGAAUUGAGACGUCUUUAACCGUUUUUGUAAAGCCUUUCUGAAAUCGAAUCGCCAAAAAAUGAGCAAUUGGUAGCAUUUUCGAAAAUGAAAAUGGAAAAUACACGGUUUUUGACGUCUUCAAGGCGUCAUGAUUCUUCUAUUAAGCGGCGAAAGUCAUAGUUUUUUUUGACUUAUUUAAAAUCAGAAUGUCCUAAAUAACCAACCAGCCAAGUCUAACAAUAAUGAGUCUAUUCAAAGUUGUCAGUUAUAUGUAUAUUUUUUGAAAGCUACUCUUGUUAAUAAACAUUUUUUGCAGGACAACAAGUAUUGCAACGAAAUGAGCGUGUACGGGAUUAUUCCAAAGGGCGGCCCGACUGAUGAUGACCUCAGCGAUGAAGACUUUCUUGUCACCGUUGAUACCAAGGUGAGAACUAGCUCAAAUUGAUAGGUAAGAGAGGAGAGUGUGGAAAAAUUGGAGAGAAUUAGAGUUGAGAAGGGAAAAAAAAGAAGUGGUAGGUAGAAGAGGAGACAGUAUGGAAAAAGAGGAGGGAACUAGACAUGAAAAGAGAAAAAACAGGUGAUAGGUAAGAGAGGAGAGAGAGAGUAUGGAGAAAGUGGAGAGAAUUAGACGUUAGAGAAAAAAAAAUUGUGAUAGGUAGAAGAGGAGUGAGUGUCGAAAAAAGGGAGGGAACUAGAUUUGAGAGAAAAAAAAAAACGUUGAUAGGUAAGAGAGGAGAGAGAGUAUGGAAGACGUGGAGAGAAUGAGAAUUGAGAAAGAAAAAUUAGGUGAUAGUUAAAAGAAGAGAGAGUGUGCGAAAAGUAGAGAGAACUAGGUUGUGAAAGAAAAAAAAAUCAAGCGAUAGGUAGAAGAGGAGAGAGUGUGGAAAAAGAAGAGGGAAUUAUAACUGAAAAAGAUAAAAAAUUAGGUGACAGAAAAAAGCUGAGAGAGUAUGGGAAAAGUGGAGAGAACUAGACAUGAGAAGAGGAAAAAGUUAGUGAUAGAUAAAAGAGGAGAGCGUAUGGAAAAGGUGGAGAGAACUAGACGUGAGAGAAAAAAAAACAAGUGAUAGGUAAUAGCGGAGAGAGUACGGAAAAGGUGGAGGGGAUAAGAGUUGAGAAAGAAAAAUUACGUGAUAAGUAAAAGAGGAGAGAGUAUGCUAAAAGUGGAGGGAAUUAGAACUGAGAAAGAAAAAAAAGGUGACAGAGAAAAGCGGAGAGAGUGUAGAAAAAAUAGAGAGAAAGAGACGUGAGAAGGAGAAAAAUAGGUGAUAAGUAAAAGAGGAGAAGGUAUGUAAAAAGAGGAGGGAAUUAGAACUGAGAAAGAAAUAAAUUUGUCUAUUUAUCUCCAAUUUUAACGUUGGUUUUGAUUCCCUUAAAUUCGUUUUUUCAAAAGUUAGUCAAAAAUAAAAAGAUCGGAUCAAUUUACCUCAAAGAUAAGGCGAUAUUCAUCAAAGUUAAAGAUUAUGGAGAAAGUGGAGGUGAUCAGACAGCUUGAAAAAACAUUUUGUGUCUAAACCUCUCCAUUUUACUCGCUGUUUCUAGCUACCUUGACUAUUCUAAAGAAGAAAGGCCAAGAUACGUUCUACAUAAGGUUUAAAAAAAUUCGAAACUUUCUUUUUCUCAUUCAGAGCCAUUAUAAAUGGCCAGGAAUCUGUUUUUGACCAGGUAACAGAUUGAAAAAACUUUUUUUUUUCAGAUUACCUACAUUUCACGGUACUAUCGCCAUGUGUUCGUCUUGGACUUGAGCCCGUCGACCAUCGUUGCCGUCAGUUUUUGUCACACUUGAACAAAAUUACAGAAACCCCGAAAAAUGAUUUCAGGACGAAGAAUCGGACUGUUGUCUGUGUACUCGGCUGAUGAAGAGCUUGCGAACGAGUAUGGUUUCGGCGGUGAAAGGGGUAGGUGAAAGAGCCGCGACGCGCAGCCGCAACGCAUCAUGACGUCAUUUUUUUUUCAGUUUACUGUACCUGGCACGAAACGGACUUUUCGGCCUCAGAUCUACAUCUCUGUCUGCGUUUUCGUACCCUUCCUCACUUUUGAACAUGAUUCAGUGAUUUUCGAUUCAUUGAUCGGAAAAAAUAUAACUUCCCUGUUCAGUUCCUGAUACAAGGCGUCCUCCUCACUGAGUCCAACGUCCAUAAGAUCAUCUCCACGGUCACUGAGAAGUUCAAAGUGCUCUUCACGCGACUCUACGAGUUCGCUCAUCCGAUUUUGAACCGAUGGGGACGGCUGAAGAGAAGAUAUAAGGUUAUUUUCUCAAAAGAAAAAAAUCAAUAAAGAUCAACUUCUCCAAUUUUAGGCGCUGCCAAACUUUUAAAAAAAGCUUACUCUCAUGCUGAUGAGGCUAACCAGCCGUGUUAAAACGGGGUCUCAGCGGGUUUGCCCAAAACACGACUUGUAGAACUUUUGGCAAUUUUUUUUACCACAGCUGAGGCACUGUUUUUGCACUGUAGGAGCUCUGAUUUUGAAAAAAAAAGACAGUUGAAUCUUAUUUUUCUUUUUGAAAAGGGGUUGGAUCACCUCUUUUUGCAACUGUUUCAGCACAACUGAAAUUCAAAAGCCUUAAAAAACUCGGGUCAAUAUGGGUACAUUCCUUGAGACAGCUUGCCAGCUGCGUCACAUGGUUAAGGAUUAAAACUUUUAAAAAUCGUAUCACUAAAACUAGAAGUUUGCGCAGAUAGGGACUAUGUAGGAUUUUCAGUCCAUCAAAAAUCUUUUGAGCAAAUUUGUAGAAAAUUCUGAGCUCUUCGCUGAAAUGUAAAACCCAUGUAAGGUUUGUAAGUCUAAGCGCUGCCAAAUUCUGAAAAAAAUCCCCGUUGCCCGUUUUCGAUUUUUAGAUUCUUCAAUUGAAGGCGCUGCCAAUUUUUAAGAAAGAUUCUUAUACAUUUCUUUUUUUCCAAAUUUUAUCAAUAUUUUUUUAUUCGUUUCCUUGGUGUUAUGAAAAACACCAGCGAAAUUUCAAAAGGCGACUUUUUCCGAUUUUUUUCAUAUCGCUAGGGAACUUUCCGACGGAUCCCUUUCCGACUUUUUCUCCUUUAUUUUUUUCGGUUUAUAAAACAUCUAUGAACAUUUUUUUCUUAUUUCUUUGUGUUUUAAUCAUGAACAAACUACCUACUUUAUAUAGGAAGAUUUAAAACGAAGAUUUUAUCGUGAAAAAAUUCGGAAAAAGAUUCGGCGGAAAGGUGGCCCUCGGAAAGUUUCCUAGCGAUAUGAAAAAAAUCGGAAAAGUCGCCGUUUGAAUUUUCGUUGGUCUUUUUUUCAUACCACCGUUUCCUUCCAUACCCUUUAUAUGUUCAGAACUACAAAUUCGACUCGGUGUGCGAGACUUCGAUUGGCGACACCGACAGUCUGAUCGAAGACUACGACUUCCGGCAAUUAAACCCAGUCAAGAACCCCGGACCAGAAGAAAAACCCCCACGACCUCCAAAUAUCAUGAGUUAUCCGCGUGGAACUUGGUAUUUCUUCUCUCCUUUUUUAUUGAUAUUUUUUAUUCGUCAGGAACUUGUACGACGAAGGGCAAGAAGGGUUCCCGGCUGGCGCCGUCGUCGAGGGCUACAUUCUGCCGGAGUGGUCGCUGAUUUUCAUGCUCCGGAUUGGACUCAUUUCGACGCAGAUGCUUCCUGAGAAUACUCAAUCUAGUGAGGAACAGAACUAAAAUCGAAAAAAAGAAAAAAAAAAGAGAUACGCUGUUUUCAAAUUAAUUUUAAGAACGACACGGAAAAAAAUUAUUCCGCAAAAUUCCAGGUUUUAGAAAAAUUGGGUCCUACAACGAUUUAACGACUUUUAAGCGCAAAACCCAAUUUUGAAGCUGUUUGGAUAUUUUUUGACAGUUCGCUGUAAAGCUUACCCAUCGUCGCAGGACCCAAUUUCUUCAAACGGCUUCUGAAAAUUCCAAUUUCGCUCGUUUUGCUAAACCAUUUUGAACGAAUAACGCAUCAAUUUUUAAAUACUUUGAACACGUCAUUAACUCCAAAAAAUUGGCGAAUCUGUCAGCUCUCCGAUUUUCGCGAUAUAUCGUUGCAGGACCCAAAUUUUUUCAAACGGCUUGCGAAAGUCCAAUUUUGCUCGUUUCUCAAAACCGUUUUGAACGAAUAACGCGUCAAUUUUUAAAAUACUUUCAAAAAUUUUAAUCUUUCAAGCGUAACACAGGCAAAGUCCAAACGACCUCAAAAAGGCCUUAAGAAAAAGCAUAAAGCUCCAUUUGGAGCUCCUAAAAAGGUGUCGAAAGUUUAGCGGAAUCUCCUUUUUUCCACCUUUUUCCGCUUUUUAAACCUCCUUGAAAGGUACUUUUCAGAAAUAGGUCUAAAAAAAAGGCGCCUUUGAAGCAUUCUGAAGGCCUUUUUUUUUUUUUGAAAAAGUCCUGUUUGAGACCUUUUGGACUUCGCCCGUGAAGAAAAUCCUCUGGAUGAACUAUAAUCGAAAGUUGCUUCAAAAGUUGAUUCAGACGUGAUCCUCAUAACCGACGCCGUCUGUGGAAUUCCUGACGCGGCGGCUCUUCAGAAAGUUCUGACCCAAUUGAGAAGUUAUACCAUCGCCUGUUCUUUUAUCCAAGUACAAAAAAAAACUUCAAAAAACAGUUAUCAAAUAGUUUUUUAGCUCCAAAGUCAUUCCUCAAGCGAGCCGGUGUUUGGCCACGUCGCCUCCUGCGAACUGUUCCAUUUUCUGGCCAUGGCCACUUUCGGAACAUAUUUGCCCAAUUGCAAAUGCGUCUCCGGCGAGGAUUACGUGGUCGAGGAGGAGGACUACGAAAAGGAUAAUGAUUCUGGAGGUGGAUAUUUACUUAAGUAGAAAAAAAAGGUUGAGAGAAAAAUAUUGAAGCUGGAGCAAAAUAGCAUAGGAAAAAAGAGAAGCUGUAGAAAUAUAGCCUGGGAAAAAAAGCCGUGAGGAAUUUAUGUUAAGAGUUUGAUGGAGAAAAGAACGGUGCGACUGCGAAGCGGUUAUUUUUUAGGCCCUCCCGACUCAAACCGGCUAUCGCGACCUUGUAUCGGAUACCAAGCAAAAAUUUUAAGGAAAUCAUCGAAAAAGAAAAAUUUUGGGAGACUUUUUCAAUGCGCAUUAUGAGCUAGAAGGCCUAUCUUUUUGAAUUUUUUUGACUUUUUUUGUUUUUGGUGAGAAUCUUGUUUUUCUCAAUUAUUUUUUUAUUAUUAUAGAAGUUUGCGUUACACUGCAAAAAAUUCCUUUUCAUGAAAUUCUGGUAGAAUUUUGGAAUUUUUUUUGAACGUCUAUAGCUUAUUCGCCGCUGUCCUUUUAAAAAAAAGUUCUGACACGAUAAAAGAAAAUUUAGUGAGUUCUUGACUGGUAUAUCGAAUUUUUAAAGUUUUCCGGAUAAAAGUGAAACUUCGAACUUGUAACAACUCUUAGUUUCAGGCUCACUAUUUCGGCUCAAAGUUUUCAGAAAGUUCAUCACUCUUCAGAUUUUGAAAAGAAAAAUGAAGAAAUUUGAUCAUUAAAAAUGAACCUGUGAACAUUUUUUUAAAACUUCAAAGCUGUGCACCGGCUAUUUCCUAUAAAGUAAGGUUAUUUUACUUCGCGGCUAGGAUUUUCUUGAAAAUUGGUCAGAACAUUUUUCAAUGUACCGAAUGGAGAUUCUGAAAGUCUCAAACGGCACAAAUUCUUAUUUUUUCUGUGAGGACGCCCUACAGUCGAGGAAGACUCGCAAAACCCGUCAAAAUAGGAUAUCUUAGGUCUUUGAGCCCACCUUUCAGAUUACGGCUUUCAGGAACUUUAUUAGGUGCACCUGGGAGUGUUCUGGCCAAAUUUCAAGAAAUUCCCAACCCCAAAGUGAAAUGACCUCCCUUGUAAAGAGCCUUUCUAAAGACUCACUGGAACAAGGUCAAGUCAUGGUGGAAUGUUCCAGAAGACUCUGACGAGUACGUCGAAGAACCCCUAGCAGUUCGCCUGAAAACGGUGCAGAAGCUGGAGGCGUCGCAGUACGAGGAAGAAGCCUACGUCUCGCUGAACUCCUACCACCGCGCCCUGAUCUGCUGGUGCUUCCAGAACGCCCUGGCCGACAAUGAACACAUCACCAAGACCAUCAUGGCCAUCAAUCCGGAGUUCGCCCAGCUUCAUAAACAGUUGGGUUUUGAAAAGCUCUAGGUUUAAAAAAUGCUCAAAAUUACUUUUUGCUAAGAUUUCAAUGCUAACUUUUCAACAAUCAAAAUUUUUUCUGGCAAGUUUUCCAAGUUCAUAAAGCUCUGGAAAAAAUUUCAGAUCAUACAAACUUCUUGCAUUGUUUUAUCUUCCUACUAACGUAUUUAUUCUUCCCAAUUUUUUUCUCAGGCUUAUCGAUUUGGAAGUAUUGAGAAAAUUCAAUUUUCCGUAAUUUGAGAGUUUUUCCAUGUUCAUUUGACGUAGUUGUACAGAAAUAUAGUCGACGAAUCGAAAAAUUACAGUAGUGUUUUUUUUUCCACGUUUCCGAGGUCUUUGAAAUUGGCUUUGACAGUAUUCAAAUCUGGUCAGAUGUACUUAAAAAGGUCCUGAAUUGAAAUCUUUUUUGAUUUUUGUCUUACUACCUUUUUUCCGAGUUAUAGAGCCUCAAAGACACUGGAAACCCUAGUUCUUACAAUGGAGGCGCACGAUAUUUGAGGCCACCAAUUGGCAAUAGAAAAAUUUUUAAUAUUUGGAUUCGGAGUCCUCCAAAGUACUUCUCCGCGAAUUUUUUUUGGGUGGUAUGAAAAAAACACCAGCGAAAACUCAAACGGCGACUUUUCCGAUUUUUUCAUAUCGCUAGGGAACUUUCCGACGGCCACCUUUCCGACGAAAUUUUUUCCGACUUUUUUCCCUUAUGUUUUUCGGUUUAUAAGACGUCUAUUUACAUUUUUCCUAUUUCUUUGUGUUUUAAUCAUGAACCAACUACCUUCUUCAUAUAGGAAGAUUUAAAACGAAGAUUUUAUCGAGAAAAAAAGUCGGAAAAAGAUUCGUCGGAAAGGUGGCCGUCGGAAAGUUCCCUAGCGAUAUGAAAAAAUCGGAAAAGUCGCCGUUUGGAUUUUCGCUGGUGUUCUUUUCAUACCACCUUUUUUUGCGGAUUCUCAAAAGUUUUUCCUUUUCACGUCCUCAUCAGGAAAUUUUUUUUAAGUUGAACUUUUGUUGAAAAUUUUCUGAAGUCUACUUUGGGACCUCCUGAUUUUAAAGCAAGAAAACAUUUUCUCGCCAUAGAUCUUGUUUCCGAAUUAUAGAGCUUCAAAGUGUGCAAAAAACGGAGUUAUGACAAAAAAACGCUAUUUCAAACUUUUUGAAGCGUUUUUAAAAAAACAAAAAAACAGAUCUUUUUCAUUGUUGUGCUGAAAAAAAUAUUUUUCUACUCAGAGUUGGUCAUUUCCUACCUUACAAAUUUUUUUUCUCCAGUUUAGUUCAACCAGUCCGAAAAUUGCUAGUUUAGGGGCGUUGAGCGUCAUUGUCGCCUGGCGACGGUCUACAGAAGCAAUCUCCAUCAACUUUUGUACGUUAGACUCCGGGAAGGGUUCACUUUGAAAUCUGGUGCGUCAUUGUACGAGUAAUGAAAUGAAAAUGAAAAUUCCUUCAGCCCAUGUUUCCGAGGAUGGAAAUCUCAUUCACGUCGUCCUCUGCCUGCCUUUCCGACCCCUGGUGUUCCUCGAAUAUUCCAUUUGGUCGCCCUGGCCCGCUGAACGUUGUGAACGGUUUUGUCGACUGACAAAUAUCGAUUUAGAAAGAAAUUAUCAGACACGAUGUGAAAGUGGAGCUGGUGAUCCAGGCGCCGUACAACGAGCUGAAAGAUUUGCUCACGGAAGGACAAUAUCUCGACCCGGCGAGGCUCAAUUUGACCAAAUCCGUUGUGGACAGGUAGAAUGAACGUUGAAGACUUCCAAAUGUAGUUAGAGCCUAUGAAAAUAAAUCAUGAGUUUAGAAGUGCUAGGCCUUUGAAAGGAAAUUAUAGUCUGUUCAGAUUUUAAAUUCAAAAUCUGAACAGACUAUAUUAGAAGCAAUGACGUGGGAGUCCUUUCACAUGUAGCCUGUUCAGAUUUUCGUCGGUCAAGCUCCGCCCCUAAUGAAAAACCAACCCACAGAACGUUUUCAAAUAAAGUCGUUGUACUUGAAAUUUAAAAACUGAUCAGACUAUAAAUUCUCUCAAACAAUCUUCAAUGAAGCGUAUUUUGAACCCACAUUGUCGCUCUUUACGGAUAUUUCUACCUUUAAAGAAAGGACAUCUCAAAUUUACGGUCAAGCCUGAAACACAUAUUUGGUGACUUUAAAAAUGCACAUUUCUAGACCUAAAAUUGAAAGCAACUAUGGCGGUUUCGAUUCCCAGUUCAUGGAGCAUUGAUUAAGUUUUUCUUUAAUUCCAGUAGGCUAGAUAUGAAGAAAAAUUGGAAUUAAAAAAAUUGUAUCGAGCUCUUGAAAGUCAGAAGUUCAUUUUAUUGUUAUUCAAAAUCCGAACAGACUAUAGUUCAUUCCCCUCCAGCUUUUCUCGUUUUUUUUCUUAUUUCUUUGAGCUACACGGCUUUUUCCUUCGAUACACGCGGCGAGCCUUUGUUCAUGCGCCUUUAAUAUAACGGGAAUUGCGUAGGAAAAGGUCGCGUUCAUCGAAGAAAGAGAUAUUGUACUUCUCUAAAGAAAAAGAAAUUGAUGAGCUGCCACGGAUCAGGAUGUACGAGGAAUGCCAUUUGCACUUCCCAGAAGUGUUUCAGCAAAUUUCAAUGAAGUAGUAAAAAUGUCUUCCUUGUCAGCAUCAUCGAAGCGGACCGUCUACUCCUCCACAUCCACUCGUUCAACACCGCCGUGCCCUUCUACACGAUUCCCCGUGGCGUCACGACAGAAUAUGCCCUUUUCAGUGUCCACGAAAGGACCGUCAUUCGACAGCCGAACACUUGUCUGGGGUCCGUCUCGAAAUUUAGAGUUCAUAGAAAUGAAAAAGGUUCCAGACCGCAUGAAGAAGCGAAAACGCGAUGUUUUAUCGAUUUCUGGAGAGUUUUAUUGGAGCUGAACGAUUCUACUUGGUAAUUUUGGUUUUCCGGAGCAUUUGGAAUGGUUAUAGGGCUUUUAAAAAUAUUUAUAGUUGAAAUGAACCUGAUAACGUUUUUUUAAAAAGUGGAAAAACGAAUUUUUCUGCAAGAUUUUCGGCUUUUUUCUCCUGUUUUUGGUUUUUUCGGACCGUUUGGAAUGGUUUGAGAGCUUUUUUUUUCUCUUCAUUUUUUUUGGUUCGUUCAGAGCAUUUGGAAUGGUUUCAGGGCCUUUAAAGAGCUUUAGAGUUGAAAUGAACCUAAUAACCUUUUUUUAAAGUGGGAAACGAAUUUUUCUACAAGAUCUUAGACUUUUUACCCCCUUUUUUGAUUUUUUCGGACCGUUUGGAAUGGUUUGAGAGCUUUUUUUCUCUUCAUUUUUUUUUUGGUUCGUUCAGAGCAUUUGGAUAGAUUUUGGGGCCUUUGAAAAAGCUUUAUAGUUGGAAAAAAUUUUGAAAAGUUGGAAACCCGACUUUUUCUGCAAGAUUUUAGGCGUUUUCCUUCACUUUUCAACCAUUUGAAACUUCAUUUUCAAGCGAAACUAACGCAUUAUGAAAAAAAUGACCGUUUUUCUCGAUAAAUGACAAUUUUCUAGGCAAAAAUGGGUACAUACACACUCGGAACGGGUGGUUUUAGCCGUCGACGGGCUUCCCUUUGAAGCUUUCAACACGACCAGGACUUUGCAGGUUUCGAAGCUUCAAAAUGAAAGAGUUGAGGGAUAUAAUUCCAGCUGCCUUGUUUCCGAGCCUUCACCGUGCUACUGGAGUGCAUCAAGAAGCACAGCUCGUUUUGUUUGGUCAAUCGAUCGACUUUUGUCACGUUUUGCGGAACGUUAGUUUUUCUAGGAACGGCAGAAAUGUCCCUGUAGGGUUCAGGGGGAAAAGCAGCACCUGUAGGGCUGACUUUUAACCCCCUAAAGCUCAAGUGGUCCCUAUAGGGUCUUCUAAUAUUUCGUUCAGAUUUGGAGUUUAAAAAAAAGAUUUUAACGUCAUAUUCUAAUGAAAAUAAGCGGCAUGUCCUCUGUAGGGGCCACUCUAUGAGAUGAGGGGAAGGAGUCCUUAGAGGGGAGCCUUCAAGGGCCCUAGGAUUGUCCCUAUAGGGACCACUCUCGAGUUCCUAGGUUAUUCAGAUUUGUUUUGUGUUCCGAAAAGUUAUUCUUCUUAGAUAGACAACGACAGAGUUGUCCCUAUAGGGUUAAAGGUAAGGUGAUCCCUAUGGGGUUUAGGGUCGCGGUCCCUAUAGGGAGAGGGGAAGGGGUCCUUAGAGGGGAGACUUCAAGGGCGCCCAAGGUUGUCCUUAUAGGAACCGCUCUGGAGUUCCUAAGCUAUUCUGAUCACAAUAUUACCCAAUAAAAUAUUUUUUUGAAGUUUACGAAAGUUAUUAGAAAUUUUUUUUUUCUGUUUUGGAGGAUUCUAUUGCUUUUCUGGUUUACAGAGAGGCUCAAAAACUGCGAAGAAAAAUCUUGAUAAGCUAGUCUUUUGGAUGAUUGUGCCUCUAUGAUCCUGAUUAUUCCUCACAAAAAUAUAUCAUUCAGUCGAAAAGACGGCUCUCCCGAGUACUUCUACAUGACGAGAAUCUGUCUGGAACCGCCAUGCGUCGUCCUGAAAACGGCCUUCCUCGGCGGCAUCAACACGUCGGUGCGCAGACGCGUCGUCGACGAAUUCCGAGUCCGACUCCUCGGCCUCAAGUUCGAGGUGGAGAAAAAAGAUCAAGCCGACGAGGACGACGACGACAGCGACGACAGUGACGUCCCCAGCGAAAGCGAAGGCGCCAGAGGCGGCCUUCCGGUCCUGAACGUCAUCAGAAGGCCGAUGGAAAGGAUCAUGGUCCGAUACCGAGAAGUUCCCGCCGACUUGAGAAUGGUUCGAUUAAUGGGGCCGUUUCCCCCUGGAAUGGAUGUUUUUAGAUCGUCAGGGUGCAGGAGGAGACGGUUGACGAGGAUGAGAUCAAGCUGAUCACGCUUCAUAAUGCCAUAGCCAAGUGUCUGGUUUGCAGGUUGGAAGAGGGAAAAUAGGCGAAGUUAUCUGGAAUUGAGUUGAUAACUGAAGUUAAAUCUCCUAGUCACGAAAAUUAUAUAUUCCAGUCUUACUGAACCAAAUCUUUUACUCGUAGUUGUGGUUUUGGCUCAAAUUUUGCAUAAAGAUACAUCAAUUUUCAAACUUUCAAGGUCCUCAAGAUCCAAGAAGCUAUGAGGACUUUUUCGAUCACUUUUUAGAUUUUUAGUUGUAAUGAGGAUUUUUUGGACCUUGUCCUCAAGUUAUGAAAAGCACAUCUAGAACUAAAGGACUUCAAAAAAAUUAUUGAUUGAUUGAUCUAGUAGAUCGGAAAUCAGCUGGUAAAACAGAAAAUAAUGCUUCAAAUUUAUUGAAUCAAAUAUUUUAGAUUUAAUAAUCAUUGGGCUAGAGUUCCACAUAAAUUUUCACUGGUUCCCAUUUUUUUUUUAGAAUUCUGAAGUUCCAAGAAUUUAUAGAAACCUUUUCAGACAUUUUUUGAACUGCCCGUUGUUGAGAGGACUUUUCGGACCCUAACUUUAAGUUAAGAAGUUCUGAGAGCUUUUUUUUCUUCAGUACUAUGCAAUUUAGUCAUGUUUGUAGAAAUGUAUGAUUUUCAGAGGCCUUAGAAAAUAUUACAAAGGGAGAUUCCUUAGGUUAUUCUGAUACUUUUAAAGUUUUUGCUGUGAACAGGAUCCCAGAAAUUUUUAGGUUUGAUCUUCAAUUUUUUUAGAGUCCGAUUUUUUUCUCAUAGUUCACUAUUUUUAAAAGAUAUUAUGUGUUUUAAGAGGUUCAUGGAAAUAUUUGGAAGGGUUUUAGUUGUUUGUUAAUUAUUUAAGGGCAACGUGUGAGGGUCAUAUAGGACUUCUAGGACUUUUAGAAACUUUAAUAAAGUUUUGAAGUUGAAUUUUCUCUCCUAGAAAGGUGCGGGAACGUUAUUCGGAGCAAUAUGGCUGCCGGAAAAAGAAAAAAAAAAGAUCAUUUCACUUUUUGGGUUCCAGACGAACAGUGAUAGUCCUAACGGAUUACGGCGUGACUGGAGGUGCCUUUGAAGCUCGGCCAGUGGCGGACUUUAUCCUCAACGUUUUGGUGAAGAGAAGGCUCAGGGAGCAUUUCAAGCCAGCCUGGACUCAAAAUAAUAUCUUCUCCUUGUGUCGACAGGUACAGUUUUCGAGGAAAUAUUCGGUAAAGAGGCCGUAAAAUUAUUUAUUGAAUCUUCUAUAAUUCGUCCAUCUUGCUCUUUAUUCACUUUAACCGAAAUUUCCCAUUAUUAGAAGGCUUUGAUGGCUUGUUUCAGGUCUUCUCCCAAAGCAGCUACGUCCUCGAGCAGUUCAUCAUGUUCCCGGCUACGACUGUUUCGAUUCCUCUCAUGCGGAGGCGUGGAAACGCCCAGAGGGGAAGGUAAUACGGCAAAAAAGAGGGAAAUUAGGGAUCUCUAGGUCUGAUCGAAAAUCCCUUCACGGAGCUCGGUAAUGGUAUCCGAACGUUUCUGAGCAUUUCUAAGGUUCACGCCGCUUAAGUGAUCACUUGCAAUUCUCAUAAACGUCCUCGGUGCGUCCGGUUUACGUUACCGGGAUCCGAGUUUUAGCUGUUUAUUAUUUAAAUUGACGAUAGAGCACGAAUUACCGUCUAGGGGAAGCCAGGGGUGAGCAAACUACAUAUGAGUUGCGUUUCUAAGGCUUACGCCGCUUAAGUGAUCACUUGGAAAGCUCAUAAACGUCCCGGGUGCGUUCGGGUUACGUUACCGAGAUCCGAGUUUUAGCUGCUAGCUGCUUAAUUUUUAAAUUGACGAUUGAGCACAAAUUACCGUCUAGGGGAAGCCAGGGGUGAGCAAACUACAUAUAAGUUACAAAGGUUGUGUAAUCCCUAUAAACAGUACUAAAAUACUCUGGAAUAUUAGAUGCUAUAAGAGGCUCUUCAAAAAAUAGAAAAUUUACCAAUAUAUUUUUAUUUUUCUCGUGUUUCUUAUCAUUGAGUGAGUUGCAGUAGUCAUUUUAGAAGUUGAAAAUCUAAAGAAAGUCAAUUUUUUUUUUGGCCUGUACAUUUUCGACGCGCUAUUUCUUAGCGUCCUAUGGCGAUCAGCAGACGGUACUCAUACCUGCAACUAUCUACCACAAAAUUUUAGACCACAUCUGCGAUUUCUAAGUACAGGCAGACCAUAUGAAAGCUCCUACCUUUCACAGGACGCUCCCCGGACGUUUCUGAACAUUUCUAGGGAUCACUUAAGAGUAUUGAGGUCAAAAAAGCUGAGUUAAGAGACACAUUUCCUCCACAGCAAUUGUUAGAAAAAAAAAAGUAUGGACCAAGGAUUUUAUGAAUAUGGGAAGGCUACGAAUAACCUUUCGUUACAAUUAACAAAAAAGUCCUUUUUUUCUUCAUCAUCGAACUUUUUCGCAAAAAUCCAAUGUCUAUUUAUUGCCCCCCGGCUGCUUUGCAUGUAGCAAUCGUAUCUUGUGUAUCAAGCUUUUAAGACUUUAAUUUUAAAUGCAUUUCAUUCAGAAAAACAACUUAAUUUCAUCCUCAUGCUUUUAUUAACAUUAUUUUUGAGUUGCGAGAGAAAUUUUUUGCUUGAACAGCAAUUUUUCUUGAAAAAUAUGAGCAUAGGCUUAUAUGAAUAUGGGACGGUUACGAAUAACCUUUCGUUACAAUUUUCAAAAAAGUCCUUUUUUCUUCAUCAUCAAACUUUUUCGCAACAAUCCAAUGUCUAUUUAUUGCCCCCCGGCUGCUUUGCAUGUAGCAAUCGUAUCUUUUGUGUCGAUCAUUUGGUUGGUUCUCCCGUCCAUUCACUCGGAGAUAGGCAUCGCUGACACGCCGCGUGCCUAUCCGAAAAACCUUGUUCAGUUUCAAGAGGUUACUUUUUCUUCGAGAGUUGAAAAUGACGGGAUGAAAGGGAAAAUCGCUUACAACUUCAGAAUGAGUCAUGAUUGAUAGAUGAAGCCAAGUUUAAACUGUGAAAGAAAAGUCAGAAAGCCUCAAAAAACGAGCUUUCCAACCUAUUUUUAGGCUUGCGGAUAAGAUUAUACACCUUUUCCAUUACCCUAGAAAAUAUAGAUACCUGAAUUUUUACCCUGUCUGUUUUAUUAAUUGAAUGUAGUUUGCUCAUCGCAGACUUGACCUAGAUUCGCUCCGAUGAUAAUCUACCCAAAUAAAGCUGUGAAAAGGGGGUAAAGGUUGAUUUUGACGGAGAAGUCUGCCCUGAAAUUCCUGGAACUUUUAGAAUUAAAAAAAAUAUUUGAAGGGGUUUUUUUAUUCUGCGUAGUAUUUAAUAAUAAUAAUUUAUUCACAGAUCAGUGUGAACCCCAACGAGUUUACUUUGAUCUACAAUUUAAAUGUAAGAAGAAGUGUUCAUGAUUCCGAAAAAGGCAAACAAGGAUUUGAAAAAAAGGAUUACACUUUUUUUUUUUGAGAAAAUGCGCUCUGGCGAUAAUUAUGAAAUUUCUCAACUUUACUCGGACAUUGGUAACGGGAACAGGACGCUUCUGAGAAUUUCUAGGGGUCACUUAAGGAUAUUCAGGUCACCUGAAAUUCGCAUAGACGUCCGGGACAUGUUACCGAUAUCUGAGCAUAAACUUUUAAAAUUUUUAAAAAUUGAUGUGUGACAUCAAGAGCGGUUUUUCUAUUUGUGAAGAGUACUGUAUGUGCAUUGCGUGCAUGCACUUUGUGUGCUUGCACUAUCGUAGUGUGACGUCACCGCAUCGUAAAUAUCCGGGUUUUUUUUUUGUAAUUUUUUUGGACACUGUUUUUUAUCGCGCAAGUAUCAACAAGAAAAAGGCGAUUCUUGAAAAAAAAAACGUGCAGAUGUACGACGCGAUGACGUCAUGCAACAAGACUGUAAACACACAAAGUGCAUGCACCCAAUGCGCACAUUUGCAUACAGUACUCUUCAAAAAUGUAAAACUCGCUCUUGUCGUAGCACCAAGUUGCCAUUAUAAGGAAUUAAUAUCUCCACUUUCUGGGUGUUUGGAAAAUUUAUUUAAAAAAUCCAAACUUCAGAAUAGAACGACUUGUUAGAAUUUAGGCUUUAUCAAUCAAUAUUCUUCCUAACCAAGAACGUUGUUUACCCCCCCGGUUGAACUUUUGCCCAAACUUUGCUCAAGGGUACUUUAGGGCCUCCUGAUUGCAGAACAAGAAAAAAAUUUCUCGUAUUAGAUCUUGUUUUCGAGUUAUGGAGCUCCAAAGUCCGCAAAUCACGCAAGUUAUGACAAGAACGUGCUAUUUCAAGCUUCUGAAGGCUUAUAACAAAACGAGAUCUACUGCGAGAAAAUUCCUUCUUGUUCUGCAAUCAGGGGGGAGGUAAAAACGCUCACUAGUAAGAGAAAGCAAUGCGCUUUUCCUCCUUAACGCCUAAGAUACCUAUAAUUUAAUAUUUGUUCUCACUACAGAAAACAAUGCACGAUUUAUCCGAUGCCGUCGAGAGAAUCAAGCCGAGCCUUGGCCCUUGUGACGGAACUGUGGACUGAGCCUGACGCUGUCGACGCCACGGGCCAACAGGUUCUUCAAUUUUUCAUUUAA
Molecule: messenger RNA, 15562 nt
Organism: Caenorhabditis auriculariae
Lineage: Eukaryota; Metazoa; Nematoda; Chromadorea; Rhabditida; Rhabditidae
Source: the annotation of a GenBank genome assembly